Uranotaenia lowii is the source of this 3014-nucleotide messenger RNA. RefSeq lists its product as uncharacterized. Gene Ontology annotation, cellular component: nucleus. Lineage: Eukaryota; Metazoa; Arthropoda; Insecta; Diptera; Culicidae. The record is from RefSeq and is a predicted model, not a curated record. Bases 1 to 2106 code for a protein of 701 amino acids. The transcript has 2 exons.
AUGUCCCAGGAAGAAUGGAACGAAAUAAAAAGAAAUGAGCGAAUACCUGAAUUUGCUCCCCCGGUAGAAAAACCGCCUCCACCGUUCAGAAUGGCACAACGAGGCGAACGUGUUCCAGUGAAAACUUCAUUUGUGCAAUCGAGGAACGAUGAGCAUGACUCCGAUGAACCGGGAGAGGAUGAGGGUGGCUUUGAGCCGAUUGGACCACUUCCGCCCGAUCGAUUAUGGUCCGCCGAGCACAGAAUAGCUAAUAAUCCACUUCAACCGGACAGUGUAGGCUUGGGGCCACCCCCAUCCAGGCGAUUCCCGGACGAGGACGAGGACGUCGUCAAUAUGCCAACCGUUCCGCCGGGUACGGAAGAUAUUCUUUUACCGGAGCAACCGCAACGUGCACUAUUCUUCACCACCAAGAAAACGACGACAACAAAAACGCGGCAAGAGUUUAAACGCCGGAACUACGAGUCUGCUACUGCUAGCGACGAUAACUGGGGUGUUACAGGUCAGCAGCAACAAAAAAGACAUAAACCACAGCAGCAACAGCAAAAUUCCAUUCCCAUUCGGAAUGAAUUGAGUGAUGGGUCGUCGUCGGGCGAUGAAGAUGGAGCCAUGCCUCGGCAGGGUAACGGAGUUGAAAUUGCGCCACCACCCACGUGGGACUAUUACGGGCCUUCAUCCUCUUCUGGCGGUGCAGCAACUCGGCGACCGGCAAAAUCGACGGCAACGAAAAAUGCCUUGGAAGCAUCGAUUGAAGCUGGCCUUCGCUUUUUGCGGGAUCAAUCCGAUAAAGAGGCCCGGCAGCACGGUGUUGGUUACUACGCUUUUUCCACCGAUCGGGAGGAACGCACCCGGCAGCAAAACGAGCUGGACUCGAUCCGGGAGUCUACCCUGGAAGCCCAAAGGCAAAAAGACAACCUACGCCAAGCUCGCGAUAGAAUAAUUGCCGAUCGGGUUAAGGCGGCGAAAGCACGACAAAGGGCUCGUCUAGGGCUGCCUCCGGAACUGGAAGAAUCAGAGGAAAAGGGUGCCGAGAAGAAUGAAUCGGUGGGAAAAUCUGAAGAGGACAAUCAAUCGGCGGUAGGCGGAGAUGAUUUGUAUGACAAUACCGAGGAAAAAAAAAGGCUUAAAGCCGAAGCAAAGGCCCGCAAGAAGAAGGAAAAGGAGGAACGAAAGCGGGAAAAGGAACGCGCAAAACACGUUCGUCCCUGGGAUGCCGGGAAGGAACAGGACAUCGACAAGGAAUGGAAACCGGCCAAGGAAUGGUACGUUAUGUCCCAGGAAGAAUGGAACGAAAUAAAAAGAAAUGAGCGAAUACCUGAAUUUGCUCCCCCGGUAGAAAAACCGCCUCCACCGUUCAGAAUGGCACAACGAGGCGAACGUGUUCCAGUGAAAACUUCAUUUGUGCAAUCGAGGAACGAUGAGCAUGACUCCGAUGAACCGGGAGAGGAUGAGGGUGGCUUUGAGCCGAUUGGACCACUUCCGCCCGAUCGAUUAUGGUCCGCCGAGCACAGAAUAGCUAAUAAUCCACUUCAACCGGACAGUGUAGGCUUGGGGCCACCCCCAUCCAGGCGAUUCCCGGACGAGGACGAGGACGUCGUCAAUAUGCCAACCGUUCCGCCGGGUACGGAAGAUAUUCUUUUACCGGAGCAACCGCAACGUGCACUAUUCUUCACCACCAAGAAAACGACGACAACAAAAACGCGGCAAGAGUUUAAACGCCGGAACUACGAGUCUGCUACUGCUAGCGACGAUAACUGGGGUGUUACAGGUCAGCAGCAACAAAAAAGACAUAAACCACAGCAGCAACAGCAAAAUUCCAUUCCCAUUCGGAAUGAAUUGAGUGAUGGGUCGUCGUCGGGCGAUGAAGAUGGAGCCAUGCCUCGGCAGGGUAACGGAGUUGAAAUUGCGCCACCACCCACGUGGGACUAUUACGGGCCUUCAUCCUCUUCUGGCGGUGCAGCAACUCGGCGACCGGCAAAAUCGACGGCAACGAAAAAUGCCUUGGAAGCAUCGAUUGAAGCUGGCCUUCGCUUUUUGCGGGAUCAAUCCGAUAAAGGUGGACCCACAGUUGGAACGAAAAACAAGUGGACGUCCAAUGCAGACUAUUGACUACACAGUUAGAAAAAUCCUUGUAAAAUUACAUGCAACUGCAUGGGUAGAAGAGAAUCGGGUAUUUACAUGUAUCAAUACGGCUUAAUUCAUGUAAACUUCCCAUCGCCUUCAUCUGAUUUGUUUACUGUAAACCUACAUUUCCAAUCAUUCUUCUUGGUAUGGUUGUUUAUCCAAUAAGAAAAGCAUCGAUAUUUGUCGAUAAGAGAUUUUAAUACCUUACACAUACAUUUUAUAUGAUCCACACAAGAAAAAUUGGUAUUCAAUAAAUUUUCACGAAAACCGGAUUUUUUUGGUGCUAUUCCCCCGACGACGGCUACGGCAAUUGACAUGCUGGUAGGAAAAUAAGUUGCCAUACACUUGGAGUAACCCGAUCUUUCGUUGAAUUAAAGUGGGAUUUUUUCUGGAACAAAUAAAAUUGACAAUUUGAUAUAAUGAUUACAAUAAUUAGGAGGGUAUAAAAUUUUAUUUCUCACUUACUUGCUAUAAAACGCAGCAUGCCUUACCUCGAUUCGAACAGAAGCGAACAGCACACGAGCAGGUACAACAAAAUACGGUCGAACGUUGCGAACACUAAGAUUUACAUGAAAUUGCAAGAAAAUUGAUGAAUUUCGCCUUCGUCGGGAAUCCAAUAAGAACGAAAACAAAACAGAAUUGACAAACUGACGUUGACGCUGGAUUUCGCAUGCGGUGACAUGUAAAGUUCAUCUUAGCCUUUAGAUGUUAUACUCUUUUUCAUAUUUUUCGUGGCGAUGAUGUGAAAACGUGCAAUGUAAGAUUACAUUUUUCUUUCUGUGUAGGAGCUGAGGCUUAUGUGGGAGCAAAGGAAAUCAACACUUGAGUUUCUUUUUUUCUGUCGGUAGUCUCAUACCACCUCUACUUAGCCUUAAUGGGACUUAGCUGCUAUG